Molecule: messenger RNA, 443 nt
Organism: Umbelopsis ramanniana AG
Lineage: Eukaryota; Fungi; Mucoromycota; Umbelopsidomycetes; Umbelopsidales; Umbelopsidaceae
Exons: 1
Coding region: 182-376 (64 amino acids)
Source: RefSeq, a predicted model, not a curated record
GAUGUCUUCCUUGCACCCGUUCCCGAACAUAGUUUCCUACCUCUUCCUGACACCUCUUUCAAACUUUUCCAUUGCUUUAUUUGAGGCCAUAUUUGGUUCUUCCAAGAUGAGGUCCUGGAACUUGUCGACGUAGUCCUCUACUGAUCCGAUUUGGUGGUGGACAGCCAGUCUAUCGCGAGCCAUGCGGAGGUUUUGGACCGGUUUGAAGGCCUUCCGCAGCUCUUCUUUGAACUCGACUCAAUCUUCUGGUACUUCGCUGAUCGUUUCUUGUCUUAUUAGCCAGUCUUGCUCGACGAUAACAUCAAACUUGCGGAUUGGUAAAACUUUGAAGUUUCGUCGUUGUAGGUGGCCACCACUCUUGAGCCGGCCUCCGUAGUGGUGCGUCAUUGGGAUGGUCUUUCUAUCUGUUACUUCCAGUUGCUGGAGGUUUGCGAUAGCACCUG